Molecule: messenger RNA, 4829 nt
Organism: Megalopta genalis
Lineage: Eukaryota; Metazoa; Arthropoda; Insecta; Hymenoptera; Halictidae
Gene: Myo61F
Product: unconventional myosin 61F
Biological process (GO): actin filament organization; actin filament-based movement; endocytosis
Cellular component (GO): myosin complex; plasma membrane; actin cytoskeleton
Molecular function (GO): microfilament motor activity; actin filament binding; ATP binding
Source: RefSeq, a predicted model, not a curated record
CCAUUUUCCUCGCAGUUACUGCGAUUAGAAAUUUUCCGAUUGCAAUAAUUUCUUCGAAGGGAAAGAAAGUUGAUGCUUGUUGCGUGCCUAAAUUCACUCGAAUGCUUCUUAAAUAUCGACGACGAGAGACCAGAAUUUUAUUCCAAUUUUAAAGGACAGAAUAACUUCUACACUUAAUAAAUUAUUCCUAGCAAUUUUCGUCAAAGUACGUCAAGCGGUCAACAGACAUUCGUUUCUUCCUUAAACAAUCUUGACAACGUAACGCAAUAGUAACUUCAAAAUUGUUCGAACGUUUCCAGCGUUUCGAACACUGUCCUCUAAUUUUCGCCGUAAACGCAUCGAGUCCGCGGACCAAUUGUUGCGCGUUGUACGGGAUUCGAAAGCUAGAUUCUCUCCGGAAUCGGCGCGUCCGUUUCAAAAGAGGUCCGAAAAUCGUCCUAAUUCCGUGAACGAGGAUCGGCGGAGUCGUCGACCUCCCCCCGAUCCGACCCGGCGGAAACGCGAUUGUCAGCGGCUUUCCCGUGCCGGUAAUUCAAAUACCGCGAACGAGGAAAAACUCGAGAGGGUUUUGUUCGUAGGGAAAUUCCCCGUUGUAAAAAGCGUCAUCGAUUUUGCCGAGCGUGAUCGAGAUCAGUUUUCCACGUAGCACGCCCCGUUAUCUUAUCUAGGCGAUCUGACGUUAGAUUCCGCGGAGAAGAUCAACGAGCAUCAGUUGCGGGAGCACCGCCGUCGGUUUCGUGUCCCCCAAAUAACGAUAACUCGCGUUCCUCGAAUUAAUUGUUCGCUUUGGAUGUCCAGGGAGCAGGAACAUCGGUGAAACAUGGGCGAGGAACGUGCGGUCUCCGACACUGGGGGCGGUGUGAGCGAUUCCGGCAAGAGACCGGAAGUCCUCAAGAGCAACCACGAGGUACGGAGGAAGAUGGAGCGUGGUCUGCACGAGCGGGACCGCGUCGGCGUCCAGGACUUCGUCCUCCUCGAGGACUUUCAGAGCGAGGCGGCGUUCAUCGAUAAUUUGCGGAAACGGUUCAAGGAAGAUCUAAUUUACACGUACAUCGGCCAGGUACUCGUUUCCGUGAAUCCCUACAAGAAGCUGCCGAUCUAUGAUCCAGCAACGAUCCAGUACUAUCAUGGACGGAACUUCUUCGAAGCGCCACCGCACAUUUUCGCGCUGGCAGACACCGCGUAUCAGUCUUUGUCCAAGGAGAACUUGGACCAGUGUAUUCUCAUCUCAGGCGAAUCCGGUUCCGGGAAGACCGAGGCCUCGAAGAAGGUCCUCGAAUUUAUCGCAGCGGCCACCGGCCACAAGAAGCAAGUGGAGGAAGUGAACGAUAAAUUGAUCGGUAGCAAUCCGGUGCUCGAAGCGUUCGGAAACGCGAAAACUAAUCGCAAUGAUAAUUCGUCCCGUUUCGGCAAGUACAUGGAUAUCCAAUUUAAUUUCCAGGGAGACCCGAUCGGCGGUAACAUACUGAAUUACCUGCUCGAGAAGUCGCGAGUCGUGCAUCAAUUUACCGGUGAGAGGAACUUCCAUAUUUUCUAUCAAUUGCUGGCUGGAGCCAGCGACGAGACAUUGAGGGAUCUGUUCCUCAAAAGGAACUUGGACACUUACUAUUACCUCUCCAACGGAACAAAGGGUACCGUGGAUAGCAUCGACGAUGGCAGUCAGUACAAGGAGGUGAUAAACGCUAUGAAGACCAUGGAGAUGAACCAACAGGAACAGGACGAUCUAUUCGCCAUAGUCGCUUCUGUGUUGCACUUGGGAAACGUUGGUUUCACAGAGGAAGAUGGCGUCGCUCAGAUAUUAAAGCCUGGCUCGGUGGAAGCUGUUGCCACUUUGCUGGGAUGCGACGUGAAACAAUUAGCGGAUGCGUUUACACACCGCACAAUAGACGCCCGCGGCGACGUGGUCGUAUCACCGUUGAACAGGGAGCUGGCAAUUUAUGCACGCGACGCACUGGCCAAAGCCGUAUACGACAGACUGUUCACGUGGCUCGUGACCAGGUUGAAUAAAUCACUGCAACCGGUCCACGAUCCUCCGCGCAAGAUGGUCAUGGGAAUCCUGGAUAUAUAUGGGUUCGAAAUCUUCCAAAAGAACAGCUUCGAGCAGUUCUGUAUAAAUUAUUGUAACGAGAAGUUGCAACAGUUGUUCAUUCAACUGACACUGAAGUCCGAGCAGGAGGAGUACUUGAGGGAGGGUAUCACCUGGGAGAAUAUUCAAUAUUUCAACAACAAAGUCAUUUGCGACCUGAUCGAGGAGAAGCAUAAAGGUAUAAUAUCGUUAAUGGACGAGGAGUGUCUUCGUCCGGGCGACCCAACCGACCUGAGCUUUCUGGAGAAGUUGAAUGUCAAUCUGAACAAUCAUCCUCACUACAUAAGCCACAUGAAGGCAGACCUGCAGACGCAGAAACUUAUGGGGCGAGAUGAAUUCCGAUUGGUACAUUACGCUGGCGACGUGACGUACAAUGUCCGAGGAUUCCUUGAAAAGAAUAAUGACCUACUGUUCAGAGAUUUGCGUGAAGUAAUGUCGAAUACAACGAAUUCGAUUACCAAGAGUGUGUUUGACGUCAAAGACUUGACUAGUAAAAAGCGACCAGAAACGGCUGUCACACAAUUCAAGAACAGUUUGAACAACCUCAUGGAGAUUCUCAUGGGCAAGGAGCCAUCCUACAUUCGUUGCAUCAAGCCUAAUGACUUCAAGAUGUCGCAUCAAUUUAACGACAAGAUUGUACUGCAUCAAGUGAAGUAUCUGGGUCUUAUGGAGAAUUUACGAGUUCGGCGAGCUGGUUUUGCCUAUAGGAGACCAUACGAACAGUUCUUACAACGUUAUAAGUCCCUCUGUUCAGAAACUUGGCCCAAUUAUCAUGGAUCAGCCAAAGAUGGUGUACAGAUCCUUGUGUGUUCUCUUGGGUUUGAAGAAGAGGAAUACAGGAUGGGCAACACAAAAUUGUUCAUUCGAUUCCCGAAGACAUUGUUCGACACAGAAGACGCCUUCCAGAUGAAGAAACACGAUAUAGCUGCUAUUAUUCAGAGUAAAUGGAGAUGUAUAUUAGCUAGACGAAGGUUCUUGAGGAUGAGGAAGGCAUCUAUGAUAUUGCAAAAGAAUAUUCGAAGAUGGCUGGCGAUGCGGGAAGCUGACAGAAGACGAAAAGCAGUUAUUACUAUUCGAAGGUUCAUCGAAGGAUUCAUUACGCGAAACGGACCACCGACUGAAAUCAAUAUGGCAUUUAUCGAAUUGGCGAAGUCGCAAUGGUUGAUCAAGCUCUCUAAAACACUCCCUGUUGGCGUUUUGAAUAAUUAUUGGCCAUCAUGUCCUUAUUCCUGUCGAGAAGCCUCUGAACACCUUCGUGUCAUUCAUAAGAAAUGGAGAGCGCGCAAAUACAGACUGGCCUUGUCCAAGGAAGAAAAAGAACAGUUCGAAUUGAAGAUUUUAGCGGAGUCUCUGUUUAAAGAUAAGAAAAAGUCGUAUGCUAAGAGUUUAGGGCCGAAAUUCCACAACGAUCGGCUUGGCGCAGAAUUUAAAGCGUUGAGACAGAGUUUUACGAAUAAUAUUCUUCCUAGAGAUGAGACUAUAAAGUAUGCUACUCCUGUCAUUAAAUAUGAUCGGCAUGGAUACAAACCCCGCGAAAGGGUUCUUAUUUUAACAGAAAACGCGGUGUACAUUCUGGAUACAUUAAAAACGUUUAAACUUAAGCACAGACUACCUUACAAGUCCAUAGAAGAAUUGGUUGUAACUGGAGAAUCGGAUAAUCUGUUGAUUGUCAGGAUACCGCCCGAAUUGAAGAAAGACAAGGGAGAUUUAAUAUUGGAAGUACCAUAUAUAAUAGAAGCACUAACGAAAGCAAUUGAUAUCACCAACAAUCCAAAUAUCCUUAAAAUAGUUCACACUGAAUCGGUUUCACACAAACUAGUCAGCGGUAAAGAAGGUGUAAUCGAAUUCAGAACGGGUACAACACCAGCCAUCAGUAAAAAUAGGCAAAGUGGACACUUGCUGGUGGUAAAUACAAACUCUGCCGCAUAAAAUAAUUGAGGUAAUGAUUCUCGCGGCUUGUAUUCACGUGUAAUAUUCUAGGUGGCAUCUCCAUAAUAUCUCGAUGAAAUUUUAAAACGGAAAAAUUAUUAUGUACUUAGAAGGAUGUGUUCAGCAUGGGAAGUUUACGGGCAGGCUUGUGAUCUAGAACGGAAGAUCGUUAAGAAGAGAUAAUAUAUUGAAAUUUAGUAAAUUUGUUAAAUAACACUCGCCGUUUUGUACCUUGUUAAACAAUGUCAGUUUGUAAAAUACUGUGUGAGAUAAUGUUUAUUUUUAUAAUUAGCGAAUUGCCUGCAAAAUGGAUCGUUUUUGCAAGUAGCAUGGGAUCACUUAACAGUGAAAAAAGUCAGUGCCUUCUAUGAAAAAUCGUCAGCUAAUCGCACAAGAAAAUAAUUUAUUAUCGGAUAUCUUCCGGGUGCAUUGAAAAAAAAGAAAGAAAUAUUUCCCUUUUUCUAUAUUUAUAUUAUAUAAGUCACUGUGCCAUCAAUAAUAUUUUAUGUUCAGAAUUAUCUUAUGGAAUAUUGACAACAUAGAAUUAAACUAAUAACCCUUCGGUCGUAAACAAAAUGAGUGGAUUUUAUUAAUCUUUUUUUGUGUUACGUGUCCUUAUUCUGGAAGCCAAUUUUGAAUAUGAGUCUUGCUUUGCUCGUCUAUUAUUUGUGUAAAAUAUUUUUAAAAAACAGCAUUACUCUAUUCACCGAAAAUACAGUAAAACAUUUGGUUUCUUCAUUCUUAUAUUAUUGCUCUUAUUUAAUAGUAAUAUUUAUUUAAAAUAAAGAAAGAACGAUUUAAUUGUAAAAUGUAA